This is a messenger RNA of Seminavis robusta, 705 nucleotides long. Lineage: Eukaryota; Bacillariophyta; Bacillariophyceae; Naviculales; Naviculaceae. The record is from the annotation of a GenBank genome assembly.
AUGUCGACGACGACUACAACGCCCAAUCAAGCAGCACGCCUCAACGACGAAGGUGCUUCCUACAUUGAGCGGGGAGAUGACUCCAGUGCUUUUGCGGCUUUCAAGGAUGCCUUGGAGAGUCUGUCAAGUGACGCUGUUGCCCAAACAACUGCGUCGGUAUCUGCGAUGCUCACUCCGCCCACUGUGAACGUAGGGAACGGAAACAGCACCAGGGCGUCAACCACGCGUCCUGUUGCAAACUGCCCUCGAACUGAUGCUCCAGCUCCAGCUGACGACGAAGAAGCUUACCAAUACGAUCGCUGCUUGUCCUUUGAACAGGGUCACACCUCAGAUCCUGAUGCUCUUCCCUAUUGCAGCGCUGUGAUUAUCUUUAACAUGGCUUUGGUCUUCCAGAAACGAGGCACUGACGAGAAGACUCUAUACAAAGCUCUCUUCUUAUACAUGGUGAGCUUGCGACACAUCCAAAGCUGCACGAGCGAUAGCUUCAAGAAGACAGAUGUGGUCAUUGCAGCCCUAAAUAACCAAGCAGUGGUAUUCUACCUCCUGAAAGACUAUGCUAAGGCCCGCACAGUGCUCGGAGAGUUGUGGAAUCUGCUAAGGGAACUCCGAUGCCGUCCCCGUUCCUUUAUGAAGAGCGAUAUUGAUGGGAUUGUCCAGAACAUUUUGCUGCUCUUGCAUAGCCCUUCACUGGCAGCAGCUGCCUGA